AUGAGCAGGUUAGAAAAAAAGUUGGACAGCAUGAUUAGUAGUCUAGAAAGAAGAGAAGAAGAUUGGAAAGAGGAAAAACAGAUGUGGAAACAAGAAAGGCAACAGUGGACAGAAGAAAAGAAGGCGUUAGAAGAAAGAAUAAGCAAGUUGGAAUGGGAAACAGAAAAAGCUGAGAGAGAGAAAAGGAGACCGAACAUUGUUAUAAAAGGAGCAAAUACUGAAGGAGAGAAUCUGGAGAAGAAGGUUGAAGAAUAUAUUGAACAAAAGAUAAAAGUAAAAGUCAAGAUAGAGAAGGCUAAAGAGAUAAGUGUAAACGCUGGGCAAAAUGUGAGAAAGUUGGUGGUAGUGAGGCUACCAAGUAAAGAAAUGAAAGAAGAAAGACAUGGUUGGAACAGGACAAGUGCUAAUGUAGAAAGUGAGUUGUCAAAAAGUUAUGAGUGGAAGUGUAUGGCAGCGACUAGAGAGCAUAAAAAAGGUAGAGCGAGAGGAGGAGUAAUAUUAGGAAUAAGCAAAAAAUUGGAGAGUAGAAAUCAUGAAGUAUGGAGCGAUAAUAUAGUAAUGCAGGAGAUCAAACACGGAAAUCAGAAGUGGAUGAUCAUAGGAGUACAUAGUCAAAAUGUAGCAGAGACGAUGGAAAUUAUAAAGGAAAAAGUAAAAACGAAGGAAAGUGGAUGUGUACUUAUACAAGGAGAUUGGAAUGCAAGAACUGGGAGAGAAGGAGGUUGGAUUAAUAAAAGUGAUAGUGAGAGUGAUAGUGACGACAAGGACGUAAGGUUAAGAAAGUCGAAAGACGAAAAGAUCAAUGAGGAAGGUAGAAGACUAAUAAAAGAAAUAACAGAAGAAGGAUGGUGUAUAGUAAAUGGGAAAAAAGAAGAAGAAGGAGAAUUUACAUACGUUGGUAGCAGAGGAGAGUUGGUAAUAGAUUACGCAAAAGGAUGUCAAGAAGCGUUAGAUCAGAUUAAGGAAAUAAAGAUAGGACAAAGAACGGAAUCAGAUCAUAUGCCGCUAGAAGUAUACCUAGAAAAGAAAGUAGAGGUAGGAAUUGUAGAGAAAGAAGAGAGAACAAAGGCAAGGAGGGACUGGACUCAAAAAUUGAUUGAUCAGUUUGAAAAAAGGUGUAAAGACUGGGAGCGGAAGGGAAAAGAGGUUGAAGAAAGAUGGAGUGAAUUGAAAGAACAAAUAGAAAGUGCAGUACCUAAGGUGUAA
Messenger RNA from Copidosoma floridanum, 1206 nucleotides. Its product is annotated as golgin subfamily A member 6-like protein 22. The record is from RefSeq and is a predicted model, not a curated record. NCBI's taxonomy places the organism in Eukaryota, Metazoa, Arthropoda, Insecta, Hymenoptera, Encyrtidae.